This is a messenger RNA of Cyclocybe aegerita, 1260 nucleotides long. NCBI's taxonomy places the organism in Eukaryota, Fungi, Basidiomycota, Agaricomycetes, Agaricales, Hemipholiotaceae. The record is from the annotation of a GenBank genome assembly.
AUGACUGACGACGGGAACUUUGCCGCACCAGGCAUCUCGUACUUCACGCCGAAGCAGAGCCCACCGGCGAGUACCGCCGUCACUCCGCAGAAGAGCGGCAAGCUUAUUCCGAAGCUCUUCCAACCGCUGAGGAUUCGUGGUGUCGAGUUCCAGAACAGGAUAUUCCUAUCGCCUAUGUCUCAAUAUUCCGCAAAAGAUGGUAUCGUAACGCCGUGGCAUAUGGCCCAUAUCGGCGGUAUAGUCUCUCGCGGACCCGGACUCACCAUGAUCGAAGCAACCUCCGUUCUUCCUGAAGGCCGCCUCUCCCCCCAGGACGUCGGGCUCUGGUCCGACGAGCAGAUCAAGCCCCUCGCGCAGCUCGUCGAGUUCGCGCACUCCCAGAGCCAGAAGAUCGCUAUCCAGCUCGCGCACGCGGGGCGCAAGGCAUCGAGCGCCCCGCCCUGGUUGAGCGCCGGGCCGGUAGCCUCGAAAGAGACGGGCGGGUGGCCAGACGAGGUCGUUGGCCCGUCCCCAGUGCCGUUCCAUGAGGCGUACCCGAUACCGAAGGAGCUGACGAAGGAGGGAAUUGGGAGGGUGGUGAAGGCGUUCGCGGAGGCGGCGAAACGCGCUGUGCAAGCUGGGUUUGAUGUGAUUGAGGUCCAUGCCGCUCAUGGAUAUCUGUUGUCCACGUUUUUAAGUCCUACGAGCAAUCGGCGCACGGAUGAGUAUGGAGGAAGCUUCGAGAAUAGGAUUCGGCUGACCUUGGAAGUGGUGGACGCGAUUCGUGCUGUCAUCCCUGAUACGAUGCCGCUUUUCCUGAGGAUCUCCGGCACGGAGUGGCUCGAGGAAAUCGCACCCAACGAGCCCUCGUGGUGCGUGGAAGACACUACCCACCUAGCCCCUAUCCUCGCCGAGCACGGUGUCGACCUCCUCGACGUCUCUGCAGGCGGGAUAGACUGGCGCCAAAAAAUACGCCCAGGGCUCAAGUACCAAGUCCCUUUCGCAGCUGCGGCGAAGAGAGCCGUAGGCUCGCGCAUGCUGGUCAGCGCCAUCGGCGGCCUCGCCAAUGGAGUCGUCGCGGAGGAGGUCCUGCAGGCUGGGGACGCGGAUGCUGUAUUUAUCGGAAGGGCGUUCCAGAAGAACCCUGGUGUGGUGUGGAAGAUGGCGGAUGACCUUGGUGUGGAGAUUCAUGUGGCGAACCAGAUUAAGUUGGGAUUCACUGGGAGGAGCAUUCAGUUGAUGGGAGAGAGUGACGCGUCGAAGGAAGAGGGAAAGCUGUAG